GGAGUCAUUAACGGGACGCAGCCUCACGGAGACCUUAACGGGACGCAGCCAUUAGCGGGACGCAGCCCGAAGGAGACAUUCCUCUGCUAGCUAGCUCCGGCUCCCUCCGCUUAGUUUACAUCACAGACCUGUUGAUAGCGCUUAGCAGCAUUAGCAUCCCAUUCUAUCUUGGUCAUAUUACUACCCCCCCUCCUUUACGAGCAGCAGGGUUUUAAAGGCGGUCUUGUGUACAUGGAGUCCCUGUCGGAACGGUCUGUGAGGAUUCUGCUGGAGAGCUACAGCUAAUGCUAGCGCUAAUGCUAGCAGAGACACCGCUUGACUUUUAGCAGGAGCAGCUAGUUAGCCUGGCUAGCUCUCCCCUCCACAGCUGCUGGUUAGCUCUGCUAGUUCUCCCCUCCACAGCUGCUGGUUAGCUUUGCUAGCUCUCCCCUCCACAGCUGCUGGUUAGCUAGGCUAGCUCUCCCCUCCACAGCUGCUGGUUAGCUAGGCUAGCCGCUCUCCACAUCUGGAUCCUCAUUGUUUGCACCAUGGGCGUCAUCUUCGCCAAGCUGUGGAGCUUCUUCUGUGACCAAGAACACAAAGUGAUCAUUGUUGGGUUGGACAAUGCAGGAAAGACCACCAUACUCUACCAGUUUCUGAUGAACGAGGUGGUCCACACGUCGCCCACCAUAGGCAGCAACGUGGAGGAGAUCGUAGUGAAGAACACACACUUCCUCAUGUGGGACAUCGGCGGGCAGGAGUCACUCCGCUCCUCCUGGAACACCUACUACUCCAAUACUGAGUUUAUCAUCCUGGUGGUGGACAGCACAGACCGAGAGCGGCUGGUCAUCUCUAAAGAAGAACUGUACCGCAUGCUGGCCAACGAGGAUCUGCGUAAGGCUGCGGUUCUGAUCCUGGCCAACAAGCAGGACAUGAAGGGCUGCAUGUCUGCAGCGGAGAUCUCCAAGUACCUCAGCCUGAGCACCAUCAAGGACCACCCCUGGCACAUCCAGUCCUGCUGCGCCCUGACCGGGGAGGGGUUGUGUCAGGGUCUGGAGUGGAUGAGCUCCCGGGCCGGUCUCAGAUAGCCCCGCCCGCCCCCCCCCCGGAGAGCUGGAGGAGAGAUAGGAAAAUGAAAUAAAGGAUCACCUUUGACCUCUAGAGACUAAAUAGGAAGACCUGACCUGAUGAUGGAGCUGCUAUUCUCAUCCUCGUCGACCAAUGGGAGAGGAGGAGCCAACACUACAUACAUAUCAUGUUGUCAUGGAAGCCAGGGCCGGGCGGGCCGGCUUUGAUCGGUGGAAUCACGUUACAUUAAGUUCUCUCGGACAUCGGUGCUUACAGAGCCAUUUCAUAAGCUACGUUCAUGUGGUGCAUUAUGGGUAAACGAUUACAUACCUUCCGUACUCAUUCCAGCAGCUUUGGCGUGCAUGCUAGGUCGUCACACGCACACACACACACACACACACGCACAUGCACUAGAUCAUAAUACACAUUAAGUCAUAGCACAUACACAGUUGUUAAACAGACCCAUUAAGUAUCUACACACACACACCUGGGUCCACACUAAUAAGUUGGUGGUGUGUUAUACCAAAACAAGGGUGUAACACACAUACAGGGGUCACACACACACACACACACGGGGGUGUUAUACACAUGCUAGAUGAUAUCACAUAUCUGGUAGGCCAUUCAACACUUUCGAACAUAACAAAGCUUAUUUCAACAGUAUUUUAAUUUUAGUCAAAUGUUGCUAAAUAUGAUUUGAUGUAUUUUCAUUUUGAUUAAGAUGUUUGCCUUUUUAAUAAUCUUUUAUGAUGCAGGUUUAUAUCACACAGACCUAUGUGUUAUUACAUGUCAUUUGCUUCUAGAUGCCUUUAGGUGUGUGUGUGUGUGUGUGUGUGUGUGUGUGUGUGUGUGUGUGUGUGUGUGUGUGUGUGUGUGUGUGUGUGUGUGUGUGUGUGUGUGUGUGUGUGUGUGUGUGUGUGUGUGACUCAGUCCAGGUUAAUGUUCUCAACAUGUUCAAAGUAUUUUUACACGCUGAUGAGGACCAUCUGGACUCAACAGCCAGGAGAGUCUGACCGUGUGUGACCGUGGUCAUGCAUUUGUUUUUAAUAAAACUUUUAUUUUGAAUCUUAAU
Gadus chalcogrammus (walleye pollock) is the source of this 2116-nucleotide messenger RNA. RefSeq names its product ADP-ribosylation factor-like protein 5B. Lineage: Eukaryota; Metazoa; Chordata; Actinopteri; Gadiformes; Gadidae. The transcript is spliced from 6 exons. The record is from RefSeq and is a predicted model, not a curated record. Bases 528 to 1067 code for a protein of 179 amino acids. Gene Ontology annotation, biological process: intracellular protein transport; vesicle-mediated transport; protein localization to Golgi membrane. Gene Ontology annotation, cellular component: cytoplasm; trans-Golgi network. Gene Ontology annotation, molecular function: GTP binding; GTPase activity.